Parus major (Great Tit) is the source of this 5143-nucleotide messenger RNA. RefSeq names its product D-beta-hydroxybutyrate dehydrogenase, mitochondrial-like. NCBI's taxonomy places the organism in Eukaryota, Metazoa, Chordata, Aves, Passeriformes, Paridae. The transcript is spliced from 4 exons. Bases 19 to 993 code for a protein of 324 amino acids. The record is from RefSeq and is a predicted model, not a curated record.
UGUGGCGGCGCGGGCGGGAUGUGGGCAGCGGCCCCUCUCCUGCUCCUGCUCCUUCUCCUGCUGCUGCUGCCGCCGCUGGCGCGGCUGUGGCGGCGCGGGGCGGCGCGGCUGGAACCGGCCGGGCGGGCCGUGCUCAUCACGGGCUGUGACAGCGGCUUCGGGCACCUGCUGGCGCUCCGCCUCCACCGCCUCGGCUUCACCGUGUUCGCCGGCUGCCUGUGCCCCGGCGGGGACGGGGCGCGGCGGCUGCAGCGGGAGGCGGGCGGCGCCGGUCGCCUGCGGGUCCUGCGGCUCGAUGUGACCCGCGCCCACGACGUGCGAGCCGCCAAGGAGCUGGUGCUCAGCCACCUGCCCGAGCGAGGUUUCUGGGGGCUUGUCAACAAUGCAGGAAUAUCAACAUUUGGCGAGACAGGGUGGCUGCCUAUGGAGACAUAUGAAAAAUUUGCAGAUGUGAAUCUCCUUGGGAGCAUCAGGACAACUCUGGCAUUUCUCCCCCUUCUAAGGAAAUACAAGGGACGUAUUGUUUUCAUGUCCAGCAUCAUUGCCUAUUUUGCUUUGGGAAAUGGCAUUUAUUCUAUGACCAAGGCAGCUAUUGAAAAAUUUUGUGAUGCUUUAAGACUGGAAAUGAAGAAGUUUGGUGUCCAGGUCUGUAUUAUCCAGCCAGGAAACUAUGCACGCUCUACAAAAAUUCAGCCACCACUGAGUGCUGAAGAGAUCUGGAGUGAACUCAGUGAAGAGGAAAAGGCUGUUUACAACAAGGAGUAUGUUCAAGAGCGGGCAAACUUUUUCAACAAUAUCCUCAGUGAGGGAAGCACUAAUGGCAGUGAGGUUGUGGAUGCUAUGGUGGAUGCUCUAAUAUCUCCUGCACCCAAGGCACGUUACAUGGUGGCAAAGCUGAAGGAGAAGGUCCUGGUGUUUGUAUGUGCUUUGUUCCCAACUGCUGUGAUGGAUUCUGUUCUGUCUUAUGCUCUGAGCAAAGUAAAACUUGCAUAGCCUACAGUGGUGCUAUUCACUGACUCAGGUGAGGCCAUUUAUACAAUGUGAAAGUCAAAGCUGAUUUUAAUGCCCCCAUGUGUCAAUAAAGUGACACCAAUUAACCAAUAAAAACUUUGGGGUGACUCCCUAGUCAGAACUGUCACUGAUUGCUAGGGAAAAACAUACAGGACUUUGUGUAAAAUUAAAUCAUUUGUUUAAGUAACUUUAUCUCUCCCCUGUGGGAAAACCCCAUCCACUUAAGCCACUUUACUUAUUGCCUGGAAAAUUUAAUACAUCUUUUCCUGAAGCAAUAGCAGGUUAUUGUGUUACAGACAUGAUGCAGACAAAAUGGAGCACAUCCUAAAGGGCAGCUGUACACCUGAAGUCAUUACAGCAGAGAUGAAAAGCCCUUACUUGUAGAAACCUGAGUAGCAAUUUAUUUAGGGGAGAUAGGAAGAGGUUAAUGGAAAAGUCAUAGAAAGGAGCAUUGGACCUUGAAAUACUUUGAAUGGAGUUAAAUGGCUGUAGCAAGUUAGGAAGUCUUGAAGCUCCGAGCAACCUGGUUUAGUGAAAGUUGUCCCUGCCCACAACAGAGGGGCUGGAAAUUGAUGGUCUUUAAUGUCCUUUCCAGCCCAAACCAUUCUGUGAUUCUAUGAAUAAUAAACUUGUAAUAUAAAUACAUUGUCCUUGCUAACUAAAGUUCAGUCCUUUUUCAGGUGCUCUGGAUAAAUCUGUAACAAAGCAAAUAUAUCACAGAGUUUGGAAAACAGGUUACAUAUCCCAUUUAUAAAUGAAUAUUUAAUCCUAAAUGAACUCUAUUUUUUAUCUGAUGUCUGGACUAAUCAAUGUGUUGACCUGAAGUGUAGUGAGAAAGCUAAACACCAAGGAGACAUAUCAGUAUACUUGGAGCUCAGAAAGAACAUUCAGGUUUGGCUGCUAUUGUAAGGAAUAAGGUCUAAAGAGAAGAAUACAGGAAAUAACAGGAAAGGGAAACAUUUAUCUGUGAGAGUAAUUGAUCACAGUAGCUCCAUUAACACUCUCCUACUAGUUGUCAUGGAAGAGAUUUACACAUACAAUUUUAAAUUUGACUCGGUUAUGGUAUUUGCUCUGGGGCCAAAAGAUUCCAGAAGAGCUGGGAUCAAGCUGUGGUGGCAGUGAUAGAUACAGGGCAGCAGUACUGAGCAUUAGUUCCCCCAUGCCAGGUCUCCCAUAUCAAAUCAAAGACUCUGCUAUAAGUUGACAUAGUUAACUUUUUUGUCUGAAGCAAAAAUUGCACUCUAUAUCUGGGAAGUCCUUCCUAACAUAAUUAAUUAACUACUGAGAAAAUUUAUGCUCUCUCAUGGUGGGUAAUUUGGGCAGUGUGAGUCAGGAACAUAGGUGAGAUGAGCCCACAGAGUGACAAUUCCAGGCUCUCUUCUGGUAUACUCAGCAGUGGAACAGGCACUGCACCUGUUGGAGAUUGUGGAACACGUUAUUUCUCUUUCCAAAGGCUGAACCCAUCCCUGGAGCUGGCAUUGGCAAGAGGACAAGCCUGGGCUCCCAACUGUUCCACAGACUGUCACUACAGGAUAAUCAGAUGAUUAUUAUCCCUCUCCUCAUUUAACCACAACUGAGCAAGGCCAAGCAAGGGAACAGGAAUGAGGCUUAUUCCAACUGAACCAAUCAAUUUCUUCUAUAGGAAUUCCCCCUGCUUGACCUCAGGGAUUUCAGCAGCCCUGCAUUGCUUUGGAAGCAUUGCUUUCAUGCUCUUAGCUGUUCUUUGUGCAGAUUACCCUUCCUCACAGUAAGCAGCACAGGACUCCACAAGCAGCUUUGAAGUCCAGAUGUUUCUCCAUCAGGCCCAUGGUAUGUGUGCUGAUCUCUGCCCCCAAACCAAUGUCACUUUCCAUUACACUGUCUCCCUUCUAUUUACAUUUCUAAAAGCUACUGCACUAAGUUGCUGAGAGCCAGCACCACCAGAUCUGGCUCACAGACACAAAAUAACUUCCAACUGGAAAUUCUUCAUUUGCUGGGUAUGGGGUGAAGCAUGUGAUCAAUAUUUCAAUACCCUCAUGUAACGUAAGAUGAGAAAGGCUCCAGAACAUUUAUUCCUUCACCUUGAAAACUGAGAACUUGCAGUGCACAGGAUUUUAAACAGGAUACAGUGACAGGAUGAGAACUGAUGGGACAAAUAAGACAGUUUGUAUUUUCAUUGCCAUCUAACCAUUGGCAUGGCAGCUAACUGAAAAACAGCUACAAAAUUACCGUCUUUAUUCCUUCCCCUCAGCUUUUUAACAUUAUGAUCUGCAGAUAAAGAACUAGUAGAGUCAGAGCUUGUUAUUAACAGAACAUCCCACUAAAGUAAUCUGGAAUCCUCCCACUGAGUUCUAUGUGUUCCAAGGCACAGUGUUAGACCAAUAAACAUGAAAAUAAAUAGUAGAAAUAAUUUCAGAAUCCCUGGGCUUAGUAGAAAAGAGACCCUCAGAGGAAACGGUGAUGGAAGGGGUGCAGCAUUCUCUCCUCCACAAGUGCCAUAGGGUACAGAAGCUGCAGGAUCAGUAACAGAAGGUUUUAGUGAACAAACCUUGGUAACCAAGUCAGUGAUGAACUCUGAGGACUCCCAAAGCUGUCAGCUCUUCAGUGAACUCCUGCCCUGCUCUGUGGCCCUGGAAAGCUCCCCUGACUCUAGGGAUCCUAGCCUUCAUGCUGGCCAUGCAGUACCUGGGAAGCACAUGCUGGGAGUGCACAGUUGCUGGACUGCCCCACCAUCCCUUUUUACUUUGCCACAUCCCUGGCUGAGAAAUGCCUCCCUCUUCCUCAGUAACUCUGAAAUCACCUUUACCUCAAGUCAAGUUGAAGUGCAGGGGCAUACAAGUCUACAUUUACAACAUCCAAAAAAAGAAACCAUUUUAGGAAAAAUUCAGGUGAUAAAGAUAAAAAACCAAACAACCCCCCCCCCCCCAAAAGCCCAUAACCAAACCUCUAAUGACAUUUCUCUUACACUUGAAAUACCCCUCUCCCAACACCCAGCUAAGCUGCUGCAGACCCUUUCCUGAGACUGUUUUUCUAUGUAGCAUUCAUCUCAGCUGCAUUCAACACAGAACUUCUUGGAAAAACGCUUCAGCUUUUAUCACUAUUUGUCUUUAUAAGCCUUGCUGACAAUUUGAGAACUUUUUUUUCCCCUUGAAAACAGCCAUGCCAAAAGAGACUCAGCUUUCUUCCCAAGUCUCUUCUCCAAGAACACAGUAUCAGGGACCUAACAGUUAUUUCACGGAUUUUCUCUUUGAUGAAAAGGGCUGUUCCUAAGAGUGCAUAUUAACAGGUAGAAAGAAUCAGCUUUAGUUUUGACAUUAAGCAGUUAUGGAAAGAGUAUAAAGUAGAGUAAAAAAAGCUAUACCAGUUUAGUAAGUUGUACAUUGAUCUGAGUGAUAUCAACAGCUCUGUACAGUGGCAUCAGAAACAGAGCAGAUCCCAGGAAAUACAGGAGGAGGAGCUGGGUGGUACCUGCCAGCACAGUUCUCAGGAGGCUGUGCUGCUGCAUGAAACAAAGAUUGUCUCAAGGAGACGAUUUCCCUCCCUUGAGAGGGCACAGUUGGAGCAAUGCCCCUACAGCAGCUCCCAAGACGACCUUCAGAAUUAGCCAAUGUGUAAAUUUGUGUCAUUCUCCCAAGCUGGCAGAUCUGAAUAGGGAGAUUUUGGGUGGAAUACACCACACAGCAGAUUUUUCUUGCAGUAGCAUCAGAAUCCAGAGAGAUGAAUAGCGGUGAUAAUUACUUCCACGGUAGAAAGGCAUACGUGAAAACCAGGCAAUCCUCAAGCACACCUUGCAGCAGAAGUCAGGCUGCCACCAGCCCAGCUCCCUGUGAUGUCAGCAGGACUCCAGUGCCAUCCAGCCUGAGUCCUUGUGGUGCACGGCCUCCCUCCAGAGGUCAGCUGUGGGACAGCUGCAGCAUCCUUGUGCUUUGACAUCCACAGAGAAAACACAGUCCAGAGACAGCAAGUGGAACAGAGGAUGGCAGCUGCAUUGUUCCACAUGUUCCAGGAGGAACUGUGUAGUGCUGUCAGCCUGGCACCUUCUGCUAGCACCAAACCAAACUUCACAGCCUUUGUGUUUUGAAUAUUUGGAAGCACCUGUUCAGCACUGAAACGUUUUCAUGUGUAAUUAAAUUAUUUUGGAGCUGCAAAGUGA